UCUGCUGAACAAUCAAUCAAUAGGAAAGAUUCCUUCCUGACGCGAUCCUCGUCACAGUUAUGGCCUUCGCGUGCAAAUUUAUGCCCGUGCAAUGUUUUGGCACCAAUCGUGGCACGAGAGCUAAAAACGAAUCCACGCAAUGUUCGGUCAGCGGAGAGGGCUUAACCUUAGCAGUGGUUGGCGAACCAGCAAAGUUCAUCCUGCGUACUUCAGGUCCAGACCUCCUCUUCUUAGAGCUCCAAAUUACUCGAAUCGUCAAGAAAGGAAAUGAGACUCUAAUUCAUCUCACGGAGCCAAUCCCUGUCGAGUACGAAUGCUUGGGAGAGAAUCUACAUAGCGUGUGCUAUUAUCCUAAAGAAGAAGGCGAAUAUCACGUGGCUGUCACGUGGAAGGGCACCCACGUCUCUGGAAGUCCGUUUGUUGCAAAGGUAGUUAAACGUGAAGCAGUAAAAAUCAGUGUUGAGCUGGAACAGAAGGAAAACAAGGAAGAGGUGUGGCAAUUGAGAGAUGACGUCAAGUCGUCAAGGCGACAGAGGGGUAACAGAGUUUGACCACGCAUGCGCGUUUGGUAUCCAGUGUGUUAGUGAGAAGCUGUUGAUGAGAAGGAACACAAUGAACUCAUGUUGGUUAAAACGUUUGUAAUCGGCAAUGGAACCGCUGUUUUCGGCGACCAAGGGAAGGAAACGUGGAUGAACUUUGCAAAAGUGGUAUUAUACCCUGUUAGCUCCCGUUUAUUCCAACGUGGACAAGCCUAUUAACCAAGCUCAAACUGAAAAUCAUCUUCUUAUUGGCUGUUUUUUUUUUUAAUUUUAAAUGCAUUGAAAUUUAAAGGGAAAUAAGUAUUUAACCCUAUGUUAUCCAACUUCGAGAACAAGUCACGUUUAUGAUUCAUAGAAGUUUCCUUGGCUGGAACAUUUUGGUUGCGUAUUUCAUCAAAGAACUGCUUUUCUGUCAAAACCCCCCAAUUAUGAACAUUAAACUGGUACCUUCACCACACUUUACUUGAAUAUUGGAAUUAUGUGUCUUUAUUUUAACAUCAAAAUCUGAAAGAAUGGACUGGGGCUCCGGACUAGGGACUGGGAACAGGAGACUGGGGAAGUCGGGAAACCGCGGAACUCAAGAGAAAAAAAAAACCAAAGAAGGUAGAGAAGCUUCCAGUGUAAUUCCUCAAGAGCAUGUAUUGUGGUUAUAUUGCAGAAUUCUUUUUACAGGAAAGGCGCGGAAAAGGUGUGUUAGCUUUCGAAAUGAAAAAGUGAAGAGUUUCCAAACGUUUUCUCUCUUGCACCUGUAAAGCUGGUGAGAAUUUUCCUGACAUAAAAAA
Messenger RNA from Orbicella faveolata, 1321 nucleotides. RefSeq names its product filamin-B-like. The record is from RefSeq and is a predicted model, not a curated record. Gene Ontology annotation, biological process: actin cytoskeleton organization. Gene Ontology annotation, molecular function: actin filament binding. NCBI's taxonomy places the organism in Eukaryota, Metazoa, Cnidaria, Anthozoa, Scleractinia, Merulinidae.